Molecule: messenger RNA, 336 nt
Organism: Pieris macdunnoughi
Lineage: Eukaryota; Metazoa; Arthropoda; Insecta; Lepidoptera; Pieridae
Source: the annotation of a GenBank genome assembly
AUGAAUGACGAGGUCAAGGUAAAGGCACUAGCGGUUUGCCUGAAUUUAGCCCAAGCCUUAUCGGGUGUGGCAUGCCUUCUUCGACGCUUUCAGCUUGCUUUUUGGCCGAUCGAGAUUAAGGCACUGAGGAGUCCGACCAAAACCCCGAGUCUUUUUCUUUCAUUGAAUAAUGUGCAACAACUCUUAAUUGCGGAUGAUAGAAAUAUCUAUAUUGGCCGUGCAGGAAUUUCUCGAGCUAUUGUCGAUCAGUAUGGCAACAAACUGGUGUCCGAAGUCAAAGCUUUAAAGCAAGCAAGAAGUCUCGGACUGGGGUCUACUAAAUCUAGUCCAAGUUAG